AUGGGAAAUUAAAAUUCUGAUGUGAAAGCAAAUGCAGAUGAGCAUUCGUAACUGAUGGAAAAUUACAUUACUGUCAAAAAUAUUUAGGAUGAAAAGUAUGGAGAAGGAGUUUUAAUGCAAAAUAAACUUACAGGAGCAUAUUGUUUGUUAAAAGAAUAUAACUCUACAGAUGAUUAUGAAUUUGAAAAAGCAUACUCAAAAUACAAGAAAAGAUAAGAGUUAAAACAUGAAAAUAUUGUCAUGCUUCUAGGCAUAGCAUAAAAGAAAGAGUCUUAACUAUGCAGCACAUUUUAUAAAUUGUAUGUUCUUUAUGAGUAUGUAAACGAUAAUCUAGAAUAACAUAUUUAGCUUCACUAAUAAACUGGUUAGCAUUUUAUAGAAAGUGAGCUAUGGGAUAUUCUUAUGUAAAGCGUUUCUGCAUUAAGCUACUUAUAGUAAAAAGGGAUUACUCAUUAGAAUAUCAAACCAUCUAAUAUAUUCUUUGACUAAAAUUAAAUGGUUAAAAUUGCUGAUUCUUAGGUUAUUUAAUAAAUGAAUACUUUUUCUUUAGUUGCAACUAACCCAAAAGAACCACCUAAAAACUCAUAUCUUUCUCCUGCUUUGAUAGAGGCAUUGGCAUAAAAUAACUGGUCUCCAAACCAUGAUACAUCUAAAAGUGAUAUUUUUAGUCUUGGUAUGACUAUCAUAAGUGCAGGUUUACUCGAGGAUCUUGAUUCUUGUUAUAUUUACUAUCCUGAACCAGCUUUCUAAGAAGAUAUUUUUAAAUAAAAAUUUAAUUAAUUCAAAUCAAACUACAGCAGCAAACUAACGAAUAUCUUAGGGAUAAUGACAUCACUUGGUGAAGAAACAAGACCUGAUUUUAACUAGUUAUGGAAUUAAUUGUAGUAAUUUUAAGUUAAGAAUCCUCACUAGCCAAGCAACAUUUAAGUUGGACAUGAAAAAUAGAAUUAUGACUAAAGCAACCCACAGCUAGACUUAUAAAAUAGAUAUUAAAAUCAUUAUAUCCAUGAAUAAUAAAAAGAUUUGCAUUAAGGUGAAAUAGUUGGAUAAAAUAAUCAUAAAAUGAAGUAAUCUCCAAGCACACAGCCAAAAAUUGUUAACGAGGACAAUGAAAAUGUUGUUGAUGAUACAGAAGACUCAGUUGAUUAAAUAAAGAGAUAAAAUCCUCAAAACUACAACAAAAAUUAUGCUGAAAAACAAUAAUUUAAUUAAUUGGCUUAGCACUAAUAGGAAGUUAGAACUCCAGCUGUGCCUUCAAGGUCUAUAUCAUAAUCAGGUAAAAUAGAAGGAAGUAAUCCUCUUAAAAAUAGCAAUUUGAAUUAAAAUAAUACUAUUAAAACAAACUAUGCGGUUAAAUAAACUAGCAAUAUUCUGCCUCCUUCAAUACAAAGUACUUCAUCCGUUACAAACAAUAGUUUAUCUUCCAAAGCACUUGCCCCUGUUAAUGCUAAUUUUUCUUUACCUAGUCAUCCUAUGAGUAAAGAUUUUGAAAGUUUAUAAUCAUUGCUAAUGAAUGUCAAGACUAUUUAUAUUUGCAAAACCUAACCAGAUGAAAAUACUGGAGCUAUAGAAAGAGGAACUGUGCGCUAAGGAGAAGUAGAACAAUUCUUAUAAUCACAACAAAAUAACAACCUAAAUAGCUAAUUUAAUAUAGAUAAUACUUACAAUAACAAUAAUAAAUAUAAUUAAUAAUAAGCUCUUAAUAAUACUUAGCAAAAGGCUUCUAGCAGAUCUAAUAGUUUCUAUAAUAAUUCUUCGAAUAUAAAUUAUAAUAACAAUUUAAAUGGUAAUAUGAGAAGUGGUAGUAGUGCUAAUUUACAUGCAAACAAUAAUAUCACAGGUGCAGGAGGUAUGCAAUCUCAAAACUAAGGAAACAUAAAUGGUAGCAUGCAAAAAAACAAUUCAUUCCAUAAUAAUAGCUAAGCUAAUUCUUCGCUUUUAAAGGAUCACAAUGUUUAAAACCUGAAUGAUAUUUCAAAUAUUCACAACUAUUCGAACAUUGAUGACUUUAAAAUUAGUAAUUAGUAAUCUAAUAUCUUUAAUAAUAAUCCUAAAUUGUAGUAAUAAAUAACUUCUACAACACCCUACAAAGCUCAAAAUCAAUACCCAUAAGAAAACAAAACAAAGUUAGAUGAUUUAUAAAAUAUUAAAAUUGUUAGCUAGCAAAAUAAAAGCUUUAGUAAUAGCUUUUAUGAAAAUAAUUUAAAAAAUUAAAAAGAAGAUAUAAUCAAAAAUAAUCUGAAUGGUAUUAAUUCUACUCCAACAACAGUAAAUAAUAACAAUUUAUCAUCUUAUUUACCUUAAUACUAAGCUAAGAGUAUUAAUUUGACAUCUAAUAAUACUUCAUUUAGCAAUAUUAAUAAUCAAUCAAAACCUGCUUAAUCAUCGUUCCCUCUAACACAACAGUUCACAAUUCCUUAAUCAGCAAACGAUGGAAAAAAUCUUCUUACUAAUUUUGAAGAACUAAAAUCGAAACUUCAGGAAGCUGAAUUAAAAGCCAAGAUGGAAUAUGAAUCCAAAUAUGGAUAAAUAAGUUCUAAUGCUACAUCAAAUUAUGGCACAGUAAUUUAAUAAACAAACGAUUAUUCAUAAAAUAUAGAUUAUUCAAUACAAUAUGGGAAAGGAAAUACAAAAGCAAACAAUAAUAUUGAUGACAUUAUUAAAAAAUAUGAUAUCAAAAAUAACAAUAAUAGUAAUAAUAAUAAUAAUACAUCUUAUGCGAAUUUCAAUUAAAGCUAAAGCAGCGAUGGAGAUUAAACUCAAAAAAGAAACCAACAAUACCUUGGAAAUUCUGAUGGAUAAAAUAAUUAAUAUGUUAUUUCAAAAAAUUUUUCUUCUUAAAUGAUGAAUGAACCUGAAGAACAAGUCAAAAAAUAAAAAUAAGUAAUAUAACACACAAAAUAAUAAUCAAUGAGUGACGCUGCUUCAAGAAAUAUUACUCCUGUUUCUAAUGUCAAGACAAAUGGUGCCCCUACAUUUACUCCUGUUACUAAUGUUUAGAGCUUCUUAAAUUAAUCAGCUUAAUCAAAUCAUAAUUAUUAACAAUUUAGUCCUAUGCAAUCAUAACAAAAUAACUAAUCCUAAUAAUAUAAAGUUUAAGAAAAUCUACCAAACUUUAAUUACCAAAACUCAGAUUAUAAUAAUAAUAAUUAAUUCUAUUCAAAUAGAUUCAAUAAUGAAAUACCAGAAGUAGUUAUCGAAAAUUAUUAAAAUGGAUCUAGAUAUGAAGGUGAAAAAAUGAAUGGUUUGAGACAUGGAUAGGGAAGAUUCUUCUAUCAAGAUGGUGGUCUUUAUGAUGGAGAAUGGAAAGAUAAUAAAAUGAAUGGUAGAGGUGUGCUAUAUUAUGCAAGUGGUAAAAUUGCAUAUGACGGAUAUUGGGAAGAAGAUAAAUUCCAUGGUUUUGGAGCACUAUUUAACGAAAACCCUGCAGAAUUGCUUAGUUUCUUUGAUUAUAGGGAUUUUGAUUAAGUUGACGAAUACUGGAUUAAAUACGAUGGAGAAUUCAAAGAUGAUAAUAAAGAUGGUUUUGGAACUCUCUAUCUCUCUAAUGGAGAGAGGUUUGAGGGUAGUUUUAAAAAUGAUUUUGUUUGUGGUCCAGGAUCUUUUUAUAAAAUAAAUGGAGAAAAAGUAGAUGGAAUAUGGUAAAAUAAUAAGCUAAUUUAAUCUUGA
This is a messenger RNA of Tetrahymena thermophila SB210, 3669 nucleotides long. Its product is annotated as protein kinase. Gene Ontology annotation, cellular component: cytosol. Gene Ontology annotation, molecular function: protein kinase activity; ATP binding. The transcript is spliced from 5 exons. The record is from RefSeq and is a predicted model, not a curated record. Gene Ontology annotation, biological process: protein phosphorylation. NCBI's taxonomy places the organism in Eukaryota, Ciliophora, Oligohymenophorea, Hymenostomatida, Tetrahymenidae.